AUGGGUUGCGUUCAGUCUUCUGGCGUCGACGAGGAGGCCAAGGCCCGGAACGAUGAGAUUGAGAGCCAGUUGAAGAAGGACCGCAUGAUGGCGAAGAACGAGAUCAAGAUGUUGCUGCUUGGUGCGGGAGAGUCGGGCAAGUCGACGGUCCUCAAGCAGAUGAAACUCAUUCACCACGGCGGCUACAACGAGCAGGAGCGCGAUUCGUACAAGGAGAUCAUCUUCUCCAACACUAUCCAGUCCAUGCGCGCCAUCCUCGAGGCCAUGCCGCAGCUCGACAUCCCGCUGACCCCGCAAAACGACGCCCGCCGCGCGGUCAUCAUGUCCAUGCCCAUGCAAAUCGAGGCCGACGUCCUCCCGCCGGACGUCGUCGACGCCAUCCGCAGUCUCUGGAAAGACCCGGGCGUCAGGCAGGCCGUUCAGCGCUCCCGCGAGUUCCAGCUCAACGACUCGGCCGUGUACUACUUCAACUCCAUCGACCGCAUGGCCGCGCCCAACUACAUGCCGACGGACCAAGAUAUUCUCCGCUCCCGUGUCAAGACGACGGGCAUUACGGAGACCACGUUCAAGGUCGGCGAGCUUACCUACAAGCUGUUCGACGUCGGUGGUCAACGGUCAGAGCGGAAGAAGUGGAUCCACUGCUUCGAGAACGUCACCGCGUUGGUGUUCCUCGUCUCCUUGUCGGAGUACGAUCAGAUGCUGUACGAGGAUGAGAGUGUGAACCGUAUGCAGGAGGCGCUCACUCUUUUCGACUCCAUCUGCAAUUCAAGAUGGUUCGUUAAGACCUCGAUUAUCUUGUUCCUGAACAAGAUCGACUUGUUCGCGGAGAAGUUACCACGGUCACCACUUGGCGACUACUUCCCCGACUACACGGGCGGUGACAACUACGACGCCGCAUGCGACUACCUCUUGCAUCGUUUCGUGUCGCUUAACCAGUCGGCGGCGACGAAGCAAAUCUACGCGCACUACACGUGUGCAACGGAUACGCAGCAGAUCAAAUUCGUCCUCAGCGCCAUCCAGGACAUUCUGUUGCAGCUUCACCUGCGCGAGUGUGGAUUGCUGUAG
Molecule: messenger RNA, 1065 nt
Organism: Schizophyllum commune H4-8
Lineage: Eukaryota; Fungi; Basidiomycota; Agaricomycetes; Agaricales; Schizophyllaceae
Product: heterotrimeric G protein alpha subunit B
Exons: 7
Coding region: 1-1065 (354 amino acids)
Biological process (GO): G protein-coupled receptor signaling pathway
Cellular component (GO): heterotrimeric G-protein complex
Molecular function (GO): GTP binding; G protein-coupled receptor binding; G-protein beta/gamma-subunit complex binding
Source: RefSeq, a predicted model, not a curated record